AUGGUAUUUAUUCGCUCUCUUUCCCGUCAAUUGAGACGACCUGCUACUCAAUACUUCGCCAAUGCUUUCGCGCGGGCUCCUUUCAAUGCACGUACGCUAACCGCAACUGCCAAUCUUCAGGGCAAGGUUCUUCUAGUUCUCUACGACGGUGGUGAGCACUCCAAGCAGCAGCCCCGUCUGCUGGGUACCACUGAGAAUGAGCUCGGUAUUCGCAAGUGGCUCGAAGACCAGGGUCACACCCUGGUGACCACCUCUGACAAGGAUGGUGAAAGUUCCACCUUUGAUAAGGAGCUGGUUGACGCCGAGGUCAUCAUCACUACUCCUUUCCACCCCGGUUACCUGACCGCCGAGCGUCUUGCUAGGGCCAAGAAGCUCAAGCUUGCUGUCACUGCCGGUAUCGGUUCUGACCACGUCGACCUGAAUGUUGCCAACAAGACCAACGGCGGUAUCACCGUCGCAGAGGUCACUGGUAGUAACGUCGUCUCUGUUGCUGAGCACGUCAUCAUGACCAUCCUUUUGUUGGUUCGCAACUUUGUCCCCGCCCAUGACCAGAUCCGCAACGGUGACUGGAACGUUGCUGCUGUCGCCAAGAACGAGUUCGACCUCGAGGGUAAGGUUGUCGGUACCGUUGCUGUCGGCCGUAUCGGUGAGCGUGUUCUGCGCCGCCUGAAGCCCUUCGACUGCAAGGAGCUGCUCUACUACGACUACCAGCCCCUGAGCCCCGAGGUUGAGCAGGAGAUUGGCUGCCGUCGCGUUGACAAACUCGAGGACAUGCUCGCUCAGUGCGACGUUGUCACUAUCAACUGCCCCCUGCACGAGAGCACUCGCGGUCUGUUCAACAAGGAGCUCAUCUCCAAGAUGAAGCCCGGUGCUUGGCUCGUCAACACUGCUCGUGGUGCUAUCGUUGUCAAGGAAGAUGUUGCCGAGGCUCUCAAGUCUGGUCACCUCCGUGGAUACGGUGGUGACGUCUGGUUCCCCCAACCUGCUCCCAAGGACCACCCUCUCCGCUAUGCCGAGCACCCCUGGGGUGGCGGUAACGCCAUGGUUCCUCACAUAUCUGGUACCUCCAUCGACGCCCAGAUCCGCUACGCUGAGGGUACCAAGAACAUUCUGGACAGCUACUUCUCUGGCCGUGAGGACUACCGUCCUCAGGACCUGAUCGUCCACAAGGGUGACUACAUUACCAAGGCAUACGGCCAGCGCAAGUAG
Messenger RNA from Penicillium taxi, 1209 nucleotides. It is a transcript of the gene fdh, whose product is annotated as formate dehydrogenase (NAD+) FDH1. Gene Ontology annotation, cellular component: cytosol. Bases 1 to 1209 code for a protein of 402 amino acids. The transcript is spliced from 2 exons. NCBI's taxonomy places the organism in Eukaryota, Fungi, Ascomycota, Eurotiomycetes, Eurotiales, Aspergillaceae. The record is from RefSeq and is a predicted model, not a curated record. Gene Ontology annotation, molecular function: NAD binding; oxidoreductase activity, acting on the CH-OH group of donors, NAD or NADP as acceptor; formate dehydrogenase (NAD+) activity.